This is a messenger RNA of Biomphalaria glabrata, 12433 nucleotides long. RefSeq names its product C2 domain-containing protein 3-like. Gene Ontology annotation, biological process: centriole elongation; cilium assembly. Lineage: Eukaryota; Metazoa; Mollusca; Gastropoda; Planorbidae. The record is from RefSeq and is a predicted model, not a curated record. The transcript is spliced from 46 exons. Bases 156 to 8939 code for a protein of 2927 amino acids. Gene Ontology annotation, cellular component: centriole; centriolar satellite.
CUAUUAUGGCGGACAAGUUCCUAUAAUGUGUUUAUAUGGAUACCAUACAAUUCAAAAUAUUUAGCUUAUUUAUGUCAAUAUAUUUAGCUUAUUAGUAUCAUUUAUGAUCUGUGUUAUCAUGCAGAAAUACAAGGGAUUAUUUGUGAAUAAUCGAGAUGUCUAGAAAACUAAAUAGUGUUGGAAAAUCCAAUAAAAAGCAAGAUAACCAGUGGAUUAACAGUGAUGUUAAAGUCAGCACUGGGUUGCCCCCUCAAGUUGAUGGACAGAUUAGAUGUUUCUGUAAACUAACAGUUGCUCAGUUAGUAUGGACCAUACCCAAGCCACCAGAUCUGGCUCUUGUCAGAGUGAAAUGGUGGGGAGAAGAAGGCACUGGCAUUUUCUUUUGCCCAUUUGAUGUUAAGAAAGGCAACAAAAUAAAUUGUAAAACAACAGCUAGAUACCCUGUUAGAUCCGGACCCAUGCAGUUUGCCACAUAUUUAACAGACAUGGACAAACUUACAUUGGAUGUGAUGACAUCACCUAAUUCAGAUAUUAUUGGUCAAGCUCAUGUCAAUCAGAUUGGCCUUUUAUCAAACACAAGACCAAUAAAUGGAUUUUUUCCAGUUAUUUCUGCCACAGGCCAGAAGCUAGCCAAUUUACAAGUGGCCCUUGUUCUUGAACCUCUAAUGGUUUCCUAUGACGAUAAAGGUGCUGUUCCCACUACAGAUAUUGGUUUAGAAACGUAUAAAAAGGAUGCACACUCAGUGAUUGUGUCUGAUGCUUCUUACACCACACCACACAUGGAUGUCCCAUCUAGGCCAGUUAUCACUCUGCUCAAAUCUCCAAUAUCAGAAAUGAAGAGCCAUCAAAGUAUUCCUGAUGGUGGGACGGUAGCCAUAACAACGAGUGGAGAUGUAGUUCAUAUACCUCAUCAAAAUACUGUUUCAUCAUCCAGCAGUCUUCCUUACCAAUACAAUGUCAAUAAUAGUGCUAUGCAACGAGGCAAGUUUCUCACAUGUACUCUUACAGAAAGUCCUGUGAAAGGAGGCAGGGAUGUACUCUCUGUUCUGGUGGACAAGGGCAAUAAACUAAGAGAGGCAAUGAUUGUUUCAUCCAUGCACACUGACCUCAACGCUGGGCAUGUCACCUUACCAAACAGUUCAGGUCUUAUAUCUGGCCAUUCUAACUCUGGUCUGGCAACUGCUAUUCUGAAUGAGGAGCACAAUGGUCACUCCAAGUCUGCCAUAGACUUACUGAUGACCUCUCCUGUAAGAAAUCAUGACUUUCAGAUGUACAAAAUAAUGAAUGGUUUGAGUCCUGGAACAAGCAUGUCUUCAGACAUGGGCUAUGACUUGAUGAUGAGUGAAACAGAGGAUCCAUUACAUGAGAACUCCAUCCUGCAAGACUUGUUUUACUAUCACUCUGAUACUGGAGAACUAGCAAUGAGUGACAUGAGUGGCUUUGAGCAUUCACCAAAUCAUAAGUUGAUGAAUAAUUAUGUCUCACUGCCUGCCAGACUCCCUGGAGGGUCUCCUCUUGCCAUGCGAUAUCCUUUAGAGGAACCAGGAAAUCAUAGGCCACCCUCCAGAGCCUCAUCACUUGUCACUUUGAAUACCUUAGAACUCAAAGAUGAUGAACCCCUCAAAAAGAAAAAGGGUAAGAGGAAAGCAAGGUCAAGAUCAAGGUCACUGUCAAGUUCUAGAUCAGGCUCCAGAUCUAGAUCCCAGUCUUUGACAAGAACUAGGUCAAAUGUGACAGCCAAGCCAGCAGCCAAGGUUGAGGAUAAGGGAAAUAAUUCCAUUUUAUCAGAUUUAUCCAAACAGUCCAAGCCCAAAAAGAAGUUAAUGACUCGCUCCAGGUCAUCUUCAAGGUCAAGGUCACGGUCACAGAAAAGGAAAACAGUUGCAGAAGAAGUCAGUGACAGUGAUCAGAUGAGUGUGGUAACAUCUGAAGCGACAAUGAGUGCUGAACCAAAGCAAGCUAAAAUAGAUGGUUUGAGUGUUGAGAGGCUUACUGUACUUGGCCGAGUUCAUGUGGCCAGAGUAAACAUUGACCAUCUUCAGCUGAUCAAACAAGACAAUCUGGACACAUCAGAUCCCAAAAUCUCAGUCAACAAAAUGGCGAUGGGCAAACCCCCAAAACCAAUGAAACCAAAGAAGCAGAGCACUUACUUUGUGGAGUACCAGUUUCCUGUUGUGGCCAGCUCCAGAGAUAAAUAUAACUCAAGUGCCAUGGCAACAGAAAUCACAAGGGUGGCCUCCAAAAAUGUGAAAAAUGGAGCAAUCCUGUUCAAUCAUCGGUCUGUAUUUCCUGUACUAUUUAAUGGUGCCUCAAUUGAAAGAUGGUGGAAGUCUGCUUUAGUCUUUAGGAUCUAUAGCAAAGAAGCAGGGGAGCAUGUGCCAACAUUCAUCGGCAGCGGUGGCAUUUCACUGAAGUCUAUUUUACGUUCAGAGAAUCUAUUUGUGCAGAGAGACAUUGAAAUUCCUGAUACUAGCAAGAAUGGAUUACUAAACUUGUCUAGAUCGUCUUUCAAUAGUUCUUUAAAUAAUAGAAAUACUGCCAAUUUGUUUGGUCAUUUGAAGGUCUCAGUUGAAUUAGCAUCUGAUCAUAAAGAAUUUGCUACUGAAAUGGCUAGAACAAGACUAGCAGAGAUCACUGGGAAUGCCAAAAUUGUGCCCAUUAGCGGACCUAAUCCUGAGCAAGUGAAAGCUUUGGAACAGUUAACUAAAAAUAAAGAUCAACCUUUAGUUAGAGUGCCAGCAAAGCAAAGCUUUCAGGAUCCAACAGUGGCCCAUCCUGCCACACCCAGUGUCAUUACUGGCUUACCUCCCCAGUCACCUAGACGAAGAAAUCAAGUUGAAGAUGGAGAUGAAAUCUCUAGACUGAAGCAGCAGCUGAAGGCCACGAUGGCAGCUCUUGAAAAUGAAAGUCAUCAAGAAAGAUUGGGCAACAUUAGAUCUCACCCACAGCCAGAGUUAGACAAACUUGAGCCCAUGACAUUGCACACUAUGCUGUUCAUUCAAGAAGGGAGACAAAUCUCUAUGAUUGGUGUCCCUCCCAUACAUAUGGCGAAAAAACAUCCUGCACUGAUGAAACCCCAACCUGAAGGGCGAGAUUCUUCAAUUCGCAACACAUACUUGGUAUGUCGCAUGUUUUGGUGCAAUGAUGCUGUGCAUUCUGAUGUCUGCUGGGGUACACUGAAUCCUGAGUACAAUUUCUUACAGGUGGCUCCUGUGUUGAUGACAUCCCAAUUGAUGGAAAGGUUAAGGAAUAACUUCAUGAUUGUUGAAGUCUGGGAUAAAAAAGUUGGAUCUGAAAGUGACAAGCUGAUUGGCAUGGUCAAACUUAGUCUUCAUCAGUUUUUUAUGUCAUUUAGAGAAAGGAAAAUUGCUAAUGCGUUGCUGAAGUCAGAGUAUCCAGUUAUGGCCAUAGAUAACUAUAUGCCUAUAGUUGACCCAUUCUCAGGUCUUCACUUUGGCCAGCUAAAAGUUGUGCUAGCCAUGGGAUCAGAAGCUCAGAUCGCUACAUUACAAAGACUAGUGAUUCCUUCUAGUGUGCAGUCUGUUCCUCAGAGACCCUCUUUGUAUUUAGAGAGACAGGACAUUAUGAAUGGCGGGGACAUGGUCAAUGUGUCCAACAAAGCAGUUGACCACCAGUUUGAAAUUACAAUUGAAGGCAUUAGAGAUUUGAAGCUAUUUGAAAACAUGAUGUGGGGGGAAACUGACUGCUUUGUACAGUUUUUCUUUCCUGCACAAGGAGAAGGGACUGGAGAUGGUGUUCUUACUUUCAAAUCCAUGCCGACCAUGAAAUGUUAUCGUACAGCCACCACAUUGUGUACACCUGACCCAACGUUCCAUGACACAUCCAGACACAAGAUAACACUUCCGUUUGGAACGCCGGUACAAAGAGAACUUCUCACAGCUUGUGCCAAUUCUGGAGGAGGUGUGACAGGAUUGCCGUUUGAAGUCUGGUGUCGGUACUACCAUCCAAAUGUCAGAGAUCAGUUGAUAGCCAAAGGUCUACUUCCACUGGCCAAGUUGUGUGCUAUGAUAACUAUGUUAAAGACUGGAGAGCCAUGUGUUCAGUCUUUUUCCCUUCGUUUGUCUCAAGUUGGUCAAGAUGGUCAACCAGACAAAAUGGAAGUUGCUGCUAAGUCCAAGUCUGUUGGUGUUUUAGAUGUGACCAUCAAUUACAAGACCUUUGCUGCACAGAGUGACUCUUCUCCAGCUGUUGACAGAAAGUUUAAAGGUUCACAAGUUUGUUUGUCUGUGGGUGUUAUUAGAGCCUCUGGGUUAAAGGCUGCUGCUGACUACAUGGCACUGAUUGACCCAAGCAUGGCUUAUCCAGCAGAUGUUGGUGUCAAUUCCUAUGUCAGGAUUAAAAUGUCAUUUCUUGGAAAAGAGAAUGAGAGGAUCACCAAGACAGUGGCCAGGUCCUUUGUGCCAGAGUACUCUCACUAUAUGGACUUUCCUUGUCCAUUGCUGAUGACCAAUACAUUGGACACAGAUUCUACAAGCUUGGCUGAGUUGUUGGAGACUGGAGAGGCUUUGUUUGAAGUCUGGCAUCAAAUUCCAACAGGGAUUAACAGAGACUACCAAUCAGACAAGAGCACUAAUGGCCUUCGCCAACUAGUAUAUAAAACUGGUGAUAUUUUGUUGGGAACAGCUAUAGUGCCCUUGGUGUCUCUCUUGACAAGGCGAACAGGUGUCAAUGGAUGGUUUGCCAUAAACCUGCCUUCACUAGGCUGGAUUAAACCAGUGGAUGAAGAGGGUCAUCCAUCCACUGCUCUAGAUCAGGUCGCUGGAGGCUUAGAAUUGUCCUUGAGAUUUGCCAACAAAGAAGACAGAGAUCAUGUAGUAAAUGCUGCCAGGAGUGUUGGCUGGUCACCUGUAGAUGUUGAUGUUGAACAAACUGAUUGGCAGGAUGAAGACAGCCAUCACAAUGUUCACAAUAUUACUGUUGGUGUGGAUCAAGUGUCCUUCCCUCUGGCCAGUGCACUGCUGACAGGUCACUCAGAGCUAGACCCAACAGCUAGGUGCUACAUCAGAUAUAUAUUCUAUGAUAAAGGUGCUGUAGUGUCUAAGUGCAGAAAGAUGACCACUUCCCAUUCUGGCACAUUGCUUUCAACUCUGGAUCACAAGCAGAGCUUUAUGUUCCCCCACAGUGCUCCACUGCAGUGGUAUUUGAGAGAAGAGAGACUUGAAAUUCAGGCCUGGGUCACUUAUGACAAGGGGAGAGCUAGAGAGAAGAAGCCUAGACAGAGAGAUAAGCUCAUUGGCUGUUGUUACCUUGAUCUUGAGUCUCUGACAGACUUGAGGCGAGGACAGCAGAGGAUCAGUGGUCUGUACCCAUUGUUUAAACCAGGCUGUAACAAUCUGAAGUCAGCAUUUAUUAGAGCAAACAUCACCUCUAGAGUCAGUGGUAGCAUCAAGACCAUUAGUGCAGAACACAAGGAGACAAAUGAAGAUCUGGACAUGUCUGUGUCUGAGACUGACCAAUCAGAGAGUGGUCAUGAUUGGAUGGGAGAUUUUACUAUUGACAAAUCACCAAAGAAAAAUCAAAGUGGUUCUAAGGAUCCAGCAGCAAGUUUUGGUGUUCUUCUUGCUGUAGAAAGGGCGAUGCAUUUACCAAUGGUUACAGAACGAAACAGGUCUGGUGAGGUUUGCCCUACAACAUAUGUUUCCUAUCAAAGUGCUGAGAGAAGUAAGCCCACAUGUAGUCCAGUGUUUCCCAAUUCCUCCAAUCCAGUCUGGGACUAUGCUGUGGAGACCAGACUUAGCACAGAGUACUUGUAUAAAGAAAAUAAGAAUCUUGUACUGAAAGUCUGGCACAAACCAUCGGACGCUGCAAAGUCACCUGAUAAAUCAACAGACAGAGUCUUGGGGUUUGUCUCCAUUGAUCUGUCACCACUGAACAAAGGUCUUCAUCAAAUUUGUGGCUGGUACAACAUUAUUGAUUUCAAUGGCCAAUGUAGAGGUCAAAUAAAGGUUAGCAUAACACCACAGGAUCAUGCUGGUUCUGGAUUGGCCCAUAACACACCAAGUACAAGUUUCAUUCUCCCAAGUUUCAGUUUGCCAACAAAGUCUCUGACAACUGGGGAUGUGGCCUCCAGCAUUGCCCAUCAGCUCAUGAGUUUACAGCAGCAAGUGAUGCAGAGAAUGACCUCCCUCACUGCAGCGUCUGGCUCAACUCAGGCAAUUGACAAUGCUGAAGCCAAAGAUGAAGAGCUACCUUGUACCCAUCACUGGCAGCCACAGUUUACUUCAGAAACUAGAACCAAUGACUCAUCCAAGUCAUAUCUAGAGUCUUCCCUCAAGCGACAACUUCAAGAGCUUGACAGCAUAACUCAGAGACUUAAAUCAAGAUUGAUCAAUCAGUCUUCAGAUAUGGAUACUAGCUUACAACAAAUGAACAGUGCCAGGUCUGGAGAUAUCCUAAUGGGGACCAAGUCAAGUCUGAGCACAAUUCAUCCACUUUCAUCUUUAUCUAACACAAGGGAGAGUGCAUCCCACCGUACUUAUGACGAUGUUGCCACAUCUCAGGAAUCAACUCACAGCCAGGUUCUAAGUAAUUCUUCAGUUAUGGAAAAUGCCACAGAAGCGAAAAGUGAUGACAAGAAUGGGGGUCCGGGUCGCAAGUUGUUGGACUCUGGGAUCUACUCAGCCAGGAACUUUUCUGACAAAUCUGGUGGAGAUGAUGUCCCAGAUAGUCACCGCAGUGAUAAGAAUGUCACCACCAGUGACAAUAUGUCCACACUGCAUUCAGGCUACAACGAGACUAUAAUACCACAAGAUGAGGCUAACAUUGGAACACUGGAAAGGGGCUUUUUGACCAACGCUGUUGGCAAGACUCAGACACUGUUACCACCUAUGGACAAUUCUGAAAGCUCAGGCAAUAGUCAUGGCUUCAUGCCUAGCACCAACAGGAGCAAUGCCACUGAAAGUUUUUCCAUAAGAGUCAAUGAAAAGGCAUCAAAUGUAGGUUCUAAAAGUUCUAGCAGCCCUAGCAAAUCCAAGCAGAGUCAGAGUGGAAGCACAACUGCUAGGUCUGAGCAGCAUGAGGCUGUCAGGGAAGAACAAGAGGAGAGUGACAUUGAGGAUGAGGAGGAAGAUGAACUGGGAGGAAAAUAUGGCAGCUAUCAUCGCUAUAGGGAACUUUUGGAUGCUGAAGAAGAAGAGGAAGGAGAGUCUGCUCAAAGUGAUGAAGAGGUGGAUGUUGUGGAAGUUAUUCCAAGAAGUUUGAACAACAUGUCAACAGUGCUUGCCCUAAAUGACAAGUCUGGAGUGAAGCCAGAUGAAGCAGCAGUGCCAAGAUCUGACAGGAUGCCAGCAUCUUCACCCACUGUAAAUGCUCAUGACCAGAAUGCUCAUGAUGGCACUAGUAUCUGGUGCUCUGAUGAUAAUGACAGCUUUUUCCAACAGGUUUUUGAGAAGAACCAGCAUCUGCUGAUGAAUGCAGAUGGGAAUGUGGAAGAUAUAACGAUUGAUGGAUGGCUCCAGGAAAGAGCAGACCUUGUUGGCAAAGCAAGGCUAGAGAGUUGGUUGGAGGCUACCAAUCAAGACAGGAGAAAAGUUAGCAGAAAAGAUUCUAAAGAAGAAGAUUUGGAGACAGGAAGUGAAGAUGAAGAGUUGAAUCCCCAAGCUUACAACUCUAAACCAAUAGAAGAUGAAGAGGAUAUGAGGCUCAAGUUGCAUGACAUUUCCCUCCAAGACAAUGAGGGGAUGACAUCUAGAGUAGACACAGACAGGGGAAAUCAUGUUUGGCAAGUAGAAGCUGGGGACUCUAGUGAUGAAGAAACUUCAAGAGGUAUGUGGGUGAAAAAACAGAGCGUUGAAGAUUUCUAUGCUGAUGACUAUGAAUCAAAGUUUAAUGAACCAAUAGGUUUUCAACAGAGAGAAAAGGUUGUCCAGAGAAAAGAAGAGAAUGUUUUAGACCCAGAUGAAGCAAGGGUAGAAACUUCUAAAAAUCUGUUGUCUGUAGUUGAAUUCACAAGCACUAUAGCCUCAUCAGCCCAAAGUAAAACUCUACAAGCUGGGCUUACUCUACACUCUACCAUCAGUUCAGCCUCUGCCCCUACCAGUCAGACACUACGCUCCACAUUUAGUGAGGUGUCCUCACUGCCAUUGAACUCUGGAGCUACUGAUGAAUUCCCUUUCACUUUGGAACUGGCGUCCACGUGUCCAGACACUCUAGAAGAAAGUCCUCCUUCCAAAGUGAAGCACAUGCUGUCCAACGUGGAACUUGAGUCUAACUCAUCAUCGCCUCGUCCAAACUCAGGUGCUAGCAAAUCAUCUGCUAAGUCAAAGUUGUCACAUAAAAGUUACACUUCCAAAAUAUCUAGUACAUCCCAAGGGGCAUCGCUACACUCAGCUUCCAGUUCAGGGAAAUCCAAUAGCUCUAGUAAAUCAAAAGGAAACUCUUUACAAGCUUUAGACCCUCCUAAAGAAAAUCCUGAUGGCAAUAAUAUUGCUUGCCAACACAGUGCCAAGCCAGAGCUUAAUGGAGUUCAGCUUGGCAAACUAAAUGGUGUCUCAGAGAAUGCUAAUGAUUCAGCCAGUACUCAUGACUCUGCCUAUACUGACCAUAACUCUAGUAAUGUUACAGACAGCACAGUCCUGACCAACGGCCAACACACAGAAGUCAGCAGUACAGAUCAAGCAAAGGAAAGAAUGAAUGGCCACCAUAUUGUAUCAGAUAAUCAAAGCCUACCCAAUUUUUUCAUGCCCAGUGAAGAGAUGCAAGCCUCCAUCAAGGCUUUACAAAUGGCCACUUUAGCUGCUUCCAAGAUAAAUCAGGAUGACUUGCGAGCUGAAAACAAAGCCAAAGCUGUCUCUGAAUUAGUCAGCAAAAUGACCAACUCCAAAAUGAAAGCAGCUCCAGUCUCUGUUAAAAACAAACAGCCUCCAUCAGCAGAGGAAGCUAAAAGAAUUGCCAAAAUAUUUUCUUCCAAAAUGCACUGAGAACAAAAAGUUGAAUAUUUUGUAAAGUAUUUCUAAAUCAUUUGUUUUAAUUUUUUUCAAAUACUUAACACAUUCCAUCAUAUCUAUAGGGUGUCACCCAAGUGUCCUUGAAUACAAAACAAACUAAUCAUUAGUUAUAAUUUGUAAUUUAAAAAAAGUUCUUUUUUUCUUCUUCCGGACAUUCCAUUUCAUGAGUUGUACAAUUUAUGAAAUCUAUACACUUUGCAGCAUUUGUACAUUGAAGAGAUAUGUUGUUGUUUUUUUUUUAUGCUGAUAUCUUUGACAUGUAGGAUAAAAGGCUAAUAUCUAUGAGGCCAAGAAUGUUUAGUUAAUUGUGUUUACUUCUAGUGUGAGAGGAUUGUUACUUUAUCAUGUUUCCUCCAGUAACUGGUGUCCUCAGCAAGACUAGACCUUUCCUUCAUUAGAACUUUUCACAGGAGCUUUGUGCCAGAAGUGUUUUAGUACAUGCCCAAUUUUCCAUUUGAAACUAAUUUCUGGAAUUUUUUAGCACAAUUUUUUUCAACUUUGAUGCUAAAAUGCCAAAACAAAAUUCCUUAUUUCUUACUUUGAGAGUGUAUGACAUGGAUGCGUGUGAGCUGAGCAGGUUCAUGUAUUUGUUGUUUUGGUGGUGUGUAUGUCUGCAUCUGAGCUGAGCAUGUUUUAGUACAUUUAUGUGUGAGUACAUGUUAGUCAAACAACACAAUGGUAUAUUGCACAUUGUUUUCUCUUAUGCUCAUAUUUUUAUUAUUUUUUAUGGAUUGAUGAUGUGGAGGCAGAUCUGCAACAGCUUGGGGUUAGGGCGUGGAGACGAAAGGCACAGGAGAGAUCUGAAUGGAAGGAUGUGUUGAAGUAGCGCCACUGGGAUGGAUGGAUGACUCAUAUUUUUAUAGUAAUUUUGUGUGUGUGUGUAUGUCAGCAUUAACAAAAGCUUUAAAAAAAUUAUUUUUUUUCAUUUACUUUCAAUGUUCUGAAAUGAGUCUAAACAAGUAAUAUCUGUAUACACAUUAUUUAUAGAUAACUUCCUACUUUAUGUUCAAAUACUUAAUUAAACUAAACAUUCGUACCUUAUAUUUCAUGGAAAAAAUCCAGAGAAAAAUAUUGGCCAGUAUGGGGAUCAAACCCAUGACACUGAAGUUUUGACUAUGAUGAAAUGUGAACUAAUGAAAUAAAUAAAAAAAGAUAAAUAUUAAAGUUAUUUGAUUUCUCCUUGAUGGAACUAUGUCCCAUCUUACAGUCUUAAGUGGCUGCCAAAUGUGUCAUGACUGUACUUUAGCCACGGUGUCACUCUAAGAACAUAUUUUACAUUGUUGUCAAUUUAAGAAACAACAAAGUAUAAAAAGUACAUUUGUAUGUGAAUCUUUCAAUUCUGUGUCUUUUUUCCCCACUCUUAAAAUCACAAGAUGAAUAACUUACAAGAUUCAACUGUUGAUUUUAGCCUGCAACUUUUGUCCCAUCAGCUGAUGCUUCACAUUUUGUCUUUAGCCUCCCUGUUGCUCAGAUCUGAAAUGUUUUCUUUAGACUGCCAAUACAUAAAUCACUUGAUCACAUCAAAAUUGGUAUUUAUAUUUGUGUAGUUUCCCUUGAAAAGUUUUUAGCUAAUUUUGUUCAUUUGCAGAAUAAACACCAAAAUUGAAAUUUUGUCUUCACCAUUUUUUUUGUUCAGUUCUCUUCCCUUAGAGCUGUACUAAAGCUCUAUUGCCCAGUGCCAAAAUAGGCAGGAGUAUGAUAUUGUUGACCAAUACUUUACCUCUAUUUUUUGUAUGUAUGUAAUUAUAAUUUAAAAAAAAAAAUGUGUACUUAUGGUACUUAUGAGAAUAGCAGAAAAUUGUCUGGGCCGAAGUGCUCAAUGUGUCAAAGCUGUUUCUGUGAUACUGUCACGAUGAAAAACACUUUUUUGUUUGACAUGUUAACAUUGAUUAUACUUUCUUUUUGUGUUUUAUGUGUUAGCAUUUUAAUACAAUAUGCUGUAGCAAUACAAAGUUAAUAUUGAGUUCUAUACUUAUGGAAUUAUAAUCAUAGUUAAUAAUUGUUUUUUUACAUCUUAGAAUGUAAGUUUACAUACACCUUCUUUGUAUUUCUGAACUGUACAAACUUAAGUAUCAAAAACUUAUAUUUAUUAUGCAGCUAUAAAUUCAUUCAUGAUUUUUUGUAUCCCUUUCAGACUUUGCGACUUUGUAAAGGUCAUCUUUUUCUAUGGCCUAUAGUUAACACAGUAUGCAGUAGUUAACAAAGGUUUCAUGAGGCCAGCACAACGACCAACCUCCUUUACUUCCCCCACUAAUGUUGGGUUCCCAUUUUAGUUGGGUGGACUCAAUGCGGGUCCUAAAAAUCUUGAAUUAAAAAUAAACAGUCUUCACCAGAAUUUAAACCCGAGACCCCUGGGAUUGAAAUAAAAGUGCUGUACCACUUAGCCACCACGCCUCAUUACUGAUUUUGUAAAAGAAAUUGUUUUUAAAUCCUGAGAACAUUUCAUCUGUUAGAAAUAAAAUUCAUUUUUUUGUUAAGUUUUCUCUUUAACAUUAAAAUAGCCUGUUUACUCGAAUAACAUGAGUAAUUAUUAAGCUAUGUAAAACAGUAGUACUUUUACUUCAAUGAGGAAGAAGUAUCUCUUGUAUAUAGACUUAAGCUUGGAGGAGGGGGGCAGCUUAAAAGAAAGGAAAUUCUUAACUCUCCAUGAAUGAGUUUGUGUAGCAGACUCUUGUUCUUUCCACUUUUAAUGUCACAUUGUUUUCUACUUCAUUUAUGUAGCUAGUCAAUGUCUCUGUUUUAUUUAGACUGCACAUCUCCGUCCAUUAUUGUUUGGUUCCAGUUUGGGAACAUAGCGGCACCUUACUGUUUCCUUGUAAUUCAUUCAGUAACUAUGAAAUGUGUAUAUGCAGGGCCGUCAAAAGAUAUUUUAUGAUUAGGUCCUGAAGGAGUUGUAAAAAAAUAUCAAGUGGUUUAUUGAAGAGAAAUUGUUGAUAAAACUUUGCUACCACAUGACUCGCAUUGGAUCCAGUUGAAGAGAUUACUAUCUCAAAAGGAGUUUGAAAAAUUGUCUCAUUGUACAUUCUUUGGUAAUCAAAAAACAUAUUAACUUAAGAACAGAAGGCUAUGAAAAAAACAGGUUUUACUUUUAUGUUUAUAAUUAGUGUACUUCAUAUUACAAGAGUGGUUCUCAGGUUCUAAGUAAAAUAACCAUUUUUUUUAAACUAAUUUAUUUUUAUUUUUUUCAGCCACAAAUGCUCACUCAUUUCUUUUUUUUUUUUUUUACUUCAGAUGGUCUUAUUUUAAUUUUGACAGUGUUUAGCUUAGUAUACAUUAUUUUGAAAUAGUUAUUUAUAAACAAGGCUAAUCAAAUCAUUUAAUUGGAAUUACGAUUUAUCAUCUAGGCCAUUUUUUUUAAAAUUUCUGACUAAUAGUAUAUAGCUCUAUUUCUACACAAUCUAAUUCUGACAAUUGUAAUAUUCAUGUGUAUGAUGUAACUUUAUAAGAUUAAAUUAUUUUAUAUUAAA